CCUCAGUUCAGAGUCAAGGAAGCGUCUUUGGGGAGCGGAAGUGCCGCCAUUGUCCGCGGCCAUGGGCUCCUCGAAGCGGCACCGGGAGCGGGGCGAGGCCCCUGAGGAGAAUCCGCCUCCUUCCUCCGGAGCUCCGCCGCCCUCCUCGUCCUCCUCCUCGUCCUCGUCCCGGCACCACCGGGAGCACAAGAAGCACAAGCACCGCAGCGGAGGAGGGGGAGGCGGAGGGGGCGGAGGAGGAGGGAGCAGCGGCGCCGGGAGCAAGCGCAGCGGGAGCCGGGCCGAGCGGAGCCGACAGCGGGGAGGAGGCGGAGGAGGAGAAGAAGGCCCGCCCUCGGCCUCGUCGUCGUCCUCGCAGCGGAGGCAGGAGGGCGAGCGGAGGCCCAAGAGGGAGAAGCGCGGAGAGGCCCACGAGCAGGCCCCACAGGGAGCAACAUCCAGCUCCAAGUCUUCCUCGGGAGAUGCUUCGCUCAGCAUCGAAGAGACAAAUAAACUCCGAGCGAAACUCGGGCUGAAGCCUCUGGAAAUAAAUUCCAUCAAAAAGGAAACAGGCAGCAAGGAGGACCCGGUGGCGGCCGAGGUCAUCAACCCGAUUGUCUUGAGGCAGCGAGAGGAGAUCCGGGAAAAGCUCGCGGCCGCCAAAGAGAAGCGCCUCCUCAACCAGAAAUUGGGGAAGGUCAAGUCCCUCGGCGAAGAUGACCCCUGGCUGGACGACACAGCGGCCUGGAUCGAGAGGAGCCGCAAGCUGCAGGUGGAGAAGGAGCUGGCCGAGAAGAGGGCCAAGCUCUUGGAAGAGAUGGACCAGGAGUUUGGGAUCAGCAGCCUCGUGGAAGAGGAAUUUGGGCAGAAGAAGAAGGUGGGCUACAGCUCCCGGGACCUGAAGGGCCUGACGGUGGAGCACACCAUCGACUCCUUCCAGGAAGGGGAGACGGUCAUCCUGACCCUCAAAGACAAAGGCGUCUUGGAGGAGAAGGGUGGCGACGUCUUGGUGAACGUCAACAUGGUGGACCAUGAGAAGGCCAAGAAGAACGCGGAGCUGCGCAAGAAGAAGGCCGAGUACAAGCCUUACGAGGAGGAGGAGAGCGUGGACGACAUGGUGAUGUUGAAGCACAAGGGCGUCCUGUCCAAGUAUGACGAGGAGAUUGAGGGGGAGCGGAAGAAGUCCUUCAAGCUGGACGCAGUUGGGAUGGCCGACGGCUCCUGGGAGCGGGAGCUGCAGCAGAUCCGGGACAACCUGCAGAACCGGGCCCAGACCCUCGACGUGCCCGGCCUCCGACUGGCAGCGGAGUACUUCACCCCGGAAGAGAUGGACGUCACCUUCAAGAAGACCAAGCGGCGGGUGAAGAAGAUCCGCAAGAAGGAGAAGCCGGUGAAGGCCGCCGACCUCCUUCCCUUGAACGACGAGGGCAGCAACGACCGGGAUUUCGGCUCCAGGAUCCGAGGCCGGGGGAGGAGGAAGGUUUCUCUGGAGGAGGAAGACGAAGGCGGGGAAGAGAGGUACGGAUACGCUCGGAACGGAGCUGCGGAGGAAGUGCCCCCGUCGGACGACCUCCGAGUCGAGAGAAUGGAGAUCAGCAGCGACGAAGACGACACGUUCCGGGGCGCCGAUUCUCCGACCGUUUUGGAGGAAGACGAAGCCGAGCAGGAGCUGCAGAAACAGCUGGAGAAAGGGAGGAAGCUGAGGCAGAUCCAGCAGCUGAAGGACAGCGGGGAAAAGGUCAUAGAAAUAGUGAAGAAGCUGGACACCGGCCGGAGCCAGGAGGACGACGAGGAGCUGGAGAAGAAAGGCGCCAUUGUCUUCAACGCCACCUCCGAGUUCUGCCGGACGCUGGGCGAGAUCCCCACCUACGGCUUGGCCGGGAACCGCGAGGACCAGGAGGAGCUCAUGGAUUUUGAGCGGGAUGACGAGCGGUCAGCCAACGGGGGCUCCGAUUCGGACGGCGAGGAGAACAUUGGCUGGAGCACGGUCAACUUGGACGAGGAGAAGCAGCAACAGGACUUUUCGGCUUCCUCCACCACCAUCUUGGACGAAGAGCCCAUUGUCAACCGGGGUCUGGCGGCAGCCCUGAUGCUUUGCCAGAACAAAGGUCUGCUCGAAACCACCGUCCAGAAAGUGGCCCGGGUCAAGGCACCCAAUAAGUCGCUCCCGUCGGCCGUCUACUGCAUCGAGGACAAAAUGGCCAUCGACGACAAAUACAGCCGUCGGGAGGAGUACCGGGGCUUCACGCAGGACUUCAAGGAGAAGGACGGCUACAAGCCGGACGUCAAGAUCGAAUACGUAGACGAGACUGGGCGCAAGCUCACGCCCAAGGAGGCUUUCCGGCAGCUCUCCCACCGAUUCCACGGCAAAGGCUCCGGCAAGAUGAAGACAGAGCGGCGCAUGAAGAAGCUGGACGAGGAGGCGGUGAGGCAUCCGUUAAAUGCGGAGUAA
Molecule: messenger RNA, 2431 nt
Organism: Anolis sagrei ordinatus
Lineage: Eukaryota; Metazoa; Chordata; Lepidosauria; Squamata; Anolidae
Source: RefSeq, a predicted model, not a curated record